Molecule: messenger RNA, 535 nt
Organism: Phascolarctos cinereus (koala)
Lineage: Eukaryota; Metazoa; Chordata; Mammalia; Diprotodontia; Phascolarctidae
Gene: S100Z
Product: S100 calcium binding protein Z
Molecular function (GO): calcium ion binding; calcium-dependent protein binding
Source: RefSeq, a predicted model, not a curated record
UGUGUUGUCCAAAAAGGCUUGCCUGGCAUCUCAGGUUGGUGUCAGGUCCUACAAGCUGAGCUGCUGACUGCCAUGCCGACCCAGCUAGAGAAGGCCAUGGACACCCUCAUUAAAAUCUUUCACUGUUACUCCAGCAAAGAAGGGGACAUGUUCAAGCUCAACAAAGGGGAGUUAAAGCUACUUCUCCAGAAUGAGCUCACUGACUUCCUAUCAUGCCAGAAGGAUCCUGAAUUGGUCGACAAGAUCAUGAAGGAUCUGGAUGCCAAUAAAGACAAUGAAGUGGACUUUAAUGAGUUUGUAGUUAUGGUGGCUGCCCUGACAGUGGCUUGCAACGAUUACUUUGUAGAGCAGCUGAAGAAAAAGGGAAAGUAGAAAGAAGGGACAAAUGAAUCUUCCAGGCAAAUACAUGACCUGACUUAUUUAUUCCUCUACAGGCCUCCCAUCACCAAGUUGUAAUUAGCCUUGAAAUGUCAUUAAAUAAGAUACGCUAUAAAAUGUUUUGCCUUUAACUAAUGCCUUUUAAAAUUGUCCAAAU